GAGGAGAGUAAGAAGCAAGCCCUGGCUGCUAAGCGUGAGAAGCGUAAGGAGAAACGCAAGAAGAAGAAGGAAGAGCAGAAGAGGAAGCUGGAGGAGGAAGAGGUCAAAGUAAAGGAGGAGGACCUGGAGUUACAGGACCAGGACCAAGACUCCUCCGAGGGUGAGCACCUUUUUACCAGCUCAACCUUUACAGCCUCUAAUAGCGUAAUCCAGCUACUGAUAUCAGCAUUGAAUUGCUGUUUAAGAUGACCUUUUUACUAGAUAAACUAUAUCUGUCGCUGUCUGUCUGCGUGACUGAAGGGAUAUUGAAGUCACAAUUAAACAAGCUACACAUUUUAUUAUUUCCCAAUGAUGUUCUUAACUGAAAGAAGAAUAUACUGAACACAAAUAUAAACGCAACAUGCAACAAUUUCAACGAUUUUACUGAGUUUCAGUUCAUAUGAGGAAACCAGUCAAUUGAAAUAAAUUCAUUAGGCCCUAAUCAAUGGAAUUUCACAUGACUGGGAAUACAAAUAUGCGUCUGAUCACAGAUACCUUUAAAAAUAAUGGGCCUCAUGAUUUCGUCACAGGGUAUUUCUGUGCAUUCAAAUUGCCAUCAAUAAAAUACAAUUGUGUUCGUUGUCCGUAGCCCAUACCCUAACGCCACCAUGGGGCACUCUGUUCACAACGUUGACAUCAGCAAACUGCUUGCCCACACGCCAUACAUGUGGUCUGCGGUUGUGAGGCCGGUUGGACGUACUGCCAAAUUUUCUAAAACGACGUUGGAGGCGGUUUAUGGUAUAGAAAUGAACAUUCAGUUCUCUGGCAACAGCUCUGAUGGACAUUCCUGCAGCCAGCCUGCCAAUAUUUUAUUUCAGCUCAUGAAACAUGGUACCAACACUUUACAUGUUGCGUUUAUAUUUUUGUUCAGUGUAAAUCUCAACUGAGACAAAGCCAUCCAGCAUCUUUCUUAAGUGCGUUUAAAAAUAAUUUAAGUUAAUUUACAAUGGUUAAAUAAGGGUAAAUAACCUUUUCCUUCCUUGUCUCAUGGUCUAUGUAGACGGGGAUAUCCCCAUUGACCCUCCCAGCGCUACCACCACCACCACCAUUGGCAUCUCUGCCACCUCCAGCACCUUCACCAACGCCUUCGGCAAGAAACGAGCCAACGUGACGACCACGCCCAGCACCAACCGCAAGAACAAGAAGAACAAGACCAAGGACUCCCCCAGCGAGCCCAUCAUCCUGCAGGACCCCCAGGUGGCGCUGGCUCACCAGAAGGCUGACAAAAACAAGAUCCACGGGGAGCCCAGGGGUGGCGGGGUUCCGGGUGGAAGCGACUCGGACAACCUGGACAGCACCGACUGCAACAGCGAGAGCAGCAGCGGAGGAAAGAGCCUGGAACUCAACUACCUACCGGACCUGCCCUCUUCGUCUUCCUCAUCCUCCUGCUCUUCAUCGUCUGCUCCUUCGGUGGUGAGCCAGCAGCCCCAGCCGGUCCCUGAGAAGAGGCAGUGCACCUCGCUGCACAGCUCCCGAGAUGACAAGGUCACUGUGUCCAUCUCCAAACCACACCAGAAGUAAGUGGCUCAUCUUUUUUGCUCAACUGAUGUGUAUCCAAACUAAAAGUUGAAGCUUUUGUUAGUCCUUUAACUAGUAUACUGCUUUAGUGGUAAAAAUAGAAUAUUUGGUAGUUUGUGUUUUCUCUGGCUUUAGUGCAAAAUGUAGAAAAACACAUGCAGGAUUCUUCCAUCUGAAUUGUUUUAGGUACACCGCAGGGUUCUCUUAAGUUUAUUAGUCCGUAUUCUUUCUUCUCAGAAUCCAUGACUACGUAAACGACUUGACGCCCAGCUCCCUUCCCUCCUCGUUCAGAACCAUUUCAUUGCCAGUCACCUCGCCCAUCAGCAAGAUGAACCUCACCAGCCCCAAGAGGGGCCAGAAGAGAGAAGAAGGUUGGAAGGAGGUGGUGCGAAGGUGGGUUGGCUCACAGAAAUGUGCCUCAAAUCAAACAAUGGCUACUGCUGUUACUUUUACCCAUAAAGACAGUAGUAGGAGUACAGUAUGUCCCUGUUUAACAUCUCCCUAGCUUUAGUUUGGAAUUUACAGUCAACAGCCACUGGUAUCUACUACAUAGUUGUGUUAUGUAAAGCCAUAUGACACAUAUAUUAAUCGAAUUGCUUAUGUGUGUUUUGUCAGGUCUAAGAAGCUGUCGGUGCCUGCCUCUGUGGUGUCUCGGAUCAUGGGCAGAGGUGGCUGUAAUAUCACUGCCAUUCAGGAUGUGACCGGUGCUCACAUCGACGUAGACAAACAGAAGGACAAGAAUGGAGAGAGGAUGAUCACCAUCAGGUUAGACCAGCCCACUGUCUACUGCUUUCACAGAACAGUCUGUCAGUAUAUCAUUUCAUAUUAUAGUCAUUUUUACUGUCUUGACACUCACCUGCUUUUCUUCCUUUCCCUCUGGUCUUUCAGAGGUGGCACAGAGUCGACUCGACACGCCGUGCAGCUGAUCAGCUCCCUGAUCCAGGACCCAGCCAAGGAGCUGGAGGACCUGAUCCCCAGAAACCACAUCCGCGCCCCUGGCACCAGCACCAAGAUGGGCUCCACCUACACCACCUCCACAGGGGCCACCAACACUACGGCGGCCGGCUCCAAGGGCCUGUCAUCAGUGUUGCCGUCGUCCGCUGUGUCCUUCCAGUCGUCCUCAGUCUCUCAACAGGGAGGGAAGAUGGGGAAGAACCUGUCUCCCGGAGUGAGGCCCCCCUUCGUUUCACUUCCUCUGGCGUACGCCAACCCCCACCUGGCCCUGCUGGCCGCCCAGACCAUGCACCACAUCCGACACCCGCGCCUGCCUAUGGCACAGUUCGGUGGCACCUUCUCUCCGUCUCCCAACACCUGGGGCCCGUUCCCGGUGCGUCCCGUCAGCCCCGGCAGCACUAACAGCUCUCCCAAGCACAACGGGACCACUGCUCCCCGGUCCUUGCCUGCCUCCGCUGUCCAUCCAGAGUACACAGCCCCUGCCUCAAUAGCAGGCCAUGCAGCCACCGCCUCGCCCCCCAGCUCUGCACCCUCUGGCACCCCCAUGCCCUCCUCCGCCAGGAAGCAGCUCUUUUCUGGCGAACCAAAGACAGCCAGCAUGGCAGCGGUCACCUCGACCAUGAGUGGUGCGCCCGCUACGCAGGUGGCCGCAGCAUCUCACACCACUCCCUCUACCCCACCCUCCCCUGCUUCGUCCAUCGCCCCGCCUGCACUGCAGCUGCCGGUUUCCAAGCCAGAGCCUGCUGGCAGCGCCACGCCUGGUAAAGAGAAGUCCCCUCCAGACACAGCGGCACCUGUCCAAGGUGGAGCAUCUGAAGGCUCCAACUCCACCGUCUCCAUGCACUUCACAGCUCCCACAGCUCCACCACCACUGCCCUCCCAGCAGCCAGAUAGCCGACAGCAGCAGCUGCCCCUCCCCUUCUCCUCCAGCACAGAGCCCAGCCUCCCGGCCACCCAACCUCCCGGCUCCCUCCUGCCCACGUCUCGCUCUGCACCAGCAGGGGGCAGCACGGUCACACACACCAGCAGCACCUUACCUCACUACGCACCGCCUGCUCCCUCACGCAAGCAGCCCUCGGCCCAGUUCUACCCCAUGGCAGCUGGGGCAUCUCCACAGGAGCACCAGUCUGUAUUUGUACCCUCUGGAGCAUCCCAGGAGCAACAUCAGAAACAGCAGCAGCAGCAUGCCAACCAUGGCAUGGCACCCCCCUCCAUGCAGCAGCAGAUGUCCUCCAACAUGGGCAUGAUGAACGGCUCCCAGAUGCACAUCCACGGGGUCAAGGCCCAGCAGCUGCCCCCCAACUACGGCCCCACUGCCCUCUUCAACCAUUUCAGCAGCAUGUUCGACAGCAACCAGGUGGGCAACAACCAGGUGUGGGGAGCAUGUCACCUGCCUGCCCGGACCCCUCCUGAGCAGCCCUACACCGCUCCGCCGGCCUAUAUGGGGGGCAUGGGACAGAUGGAGAACGUGAUGCCCCCUCCUGAUGGCUCCAAGGCACCAGGGUACCGCUGUGACACCCAGAGGAUUGUCACCAGUCCCAUCGGUAAGCAACAAGGACCAUAGAGACUCCACCACACACAGAUAUAACUCCAUGUAGCCCAACUCCAAGACAAUACUUUUGUUCCAUAGAAACAAAAAAUCGACUGAUUCCACAAAGUAGUACUCAUCAUAUAUAUAUAUAUAUAUAUAUAUAUAUAUAUAUAUAUAUAUAUAUAUAUAUAUAUAUAUAUAUAUAUAUAUAUAUACACACACACACACACAGGAACUGCCAAAAUAAAGGAAACACUUACAUUAAAGUGUCUUAAUAGGGCGUUGGCCACCACUAGCCACCAGAACAGCUUCAAUGCGCCCUGGCAUAGAUUCUACAAGUGUCUGGAACUGUAUUGGAGGGAUGCGACACCAUUCUUCCACAAUAAAUUCCAUAAUUAGUUUUUUUGUUGAUGGUGGGGGAAAACACUGUCUCAGCCCCCGCUCUCCCAUUAGUCUUCAAUUGGGUUGAGAUCUGGUCACUGAGACGGCCAUGGCAUAAGGUUUACAUAGUUUUCAUGCUCAUAAAAACCAUUCAGUGACCACUUGUGCCCUGUGGAUGGGAGCAUUGUCAUCCUGGAAGAGACCACUCCCAUCAGGAUAGAAAUGAUUCACCAUAGGUUGAAGUUGAUCCCUCAGAAUGGCUGUGUAUUUAUUGGCAUUUACCUUGCCCUUUAAGCGGACCUAACCCAUGCAAGGAAAAUGCACCAUAAGAGCCGCCAGAACCCUAAUUUAGUUACUCAACUGCUUCCUUUAUUUUGGCAGUUACCUGUAUAUAGACAGACUAGUUCCGUUUAUUACAGUGGUUUGUGCCUACAUAAUUUAACCAGGUCAGUUGAACUCUUUGUUUCAGGAAUGCACCCAAUGGACCCGUCGGGAAACUCCAUCUCUUCGUCUGCUGCUCUGACCAGCUUUGCCACCAGUAUCUCUUGCAGUCCAGUGUACCUGCAGGGUCCAGCCCCGGUGGGCACGCCCUCCUUCAGCCGCCAGCACUUCUCCCCUCACCCCUGGAGCGCCUCCACCUCCUGUAAGAACACAACACAGGGAGAGGGAACUGGGCCGCUCCUUCAUAGAUGUACUGUGGUUCCCCUUUGUAAACAAAGUACAUUCGCUUCAAUGUCUACUGUCAUGGUGGGACACAGACACAGUCACUUGGAAAAGAAUGAAAGUAAAUGUAGCCAAAUAAAAUGAUUUAAUCUUAUUUUAUCCUAAGUAUUUGAAUAAUCUAGCAUUUGGAAAGUUAACAAGCCAAGCCUUUGCCCCUUCCUCAGGUGAGUCCCCAGUGCCCUCUGUGUCGUCUGGGGUCUCGUCUACCCUCUGUACGUCCAUGGUGACCCCAGCUCUGAUCCAGGCUAAGCCCAGCAGCAAUAGCCAGCAAGACCGCAAGGUGCCCCCUCCCAUUGGCACUGAGCGCCUGGCACGUAUCCGCCAGACGGGCUCCGUCAACCACGCCAUGCUCACCACCAGCUACACGCCGCCUGUCGGACAGGGGGGCAUCUGGUCCUUUGGAGUGGGCAGUGCUUCUGGUGAGUGUUCAGGGGAAAGGUGGAUGGGGUUAGUGUGCAAUGGAUAGUUGUAGAACUGAUAACUUAAAAGUGUUUUAAGAUGUUUAUUAUAAGGCUUUGAAAUAUAUUGUGAAUGUCUUCUGUGUAAAUGUUUUUAACAUGACUUUUAACUCUCACACGAUCCAAAAUCUCAGUCCUCCCCUCCUCUUACCCUCCACCUUCAGAGGCGAUGUCGGGCUGGUCUCAGCCACUGAUGGGCGGUCACGUGAUGCACCAGCAGAUGCAGGAGCAGAGUGCUUUCUCCCAGCACCAGGCCAUGGAGCGGGAUGACACUGGCAUCGUGAACCCCUCCAACACCUUCAAUCAGCCCAUGCACACCAACUUUAUGGACUUCCCAAAGGUAACGGACAACGCUAAAUAGUUGAUGCAAAGAUCUCCUGGUCCAAGUGAUCCAAUGACAUCUAUCACAAAAACAAAAUGUUUACCUCUUCUCUCUCAUUGUCCUUUCGAGGGUUUGCCAAUGUCAAUGUAUGGCGGGACGAUGAUUCCUCCCCACCCUCCUAUGGGAGAGGCCCCCGGGGGCCCCGUGUACAACGGGCUCCAUAACGCUGACCCAGCCUGGAACCCUGUCUUGAAGGUGGUCUCCAACUCUGCAGAUAACUCAGACCCACAGCAGGUAAGCACUCCCAUAAACAUUCUUCACUUAUUUUCACCAUUACUCAUUCCUCACUGUUGUGGUUUUAUAGCUAAGUGAUGAAAACGUGUCGUUUCAGAUCUGGCCUUGGACUUGGGCCCCGCACGUUGGGAAUGUGCACCUGAAUCAUGUCAACUAAACACGUGCGGCCAUCAAAGCAUAGGACCAGUAACAAGACGCAUACACGUUUAAGAGAACCAGAUAAUUACAUAAUAUUCAACGAUAUUAACCUAGGGAGUGUCCAGAAAGGAGGAAUUGGAUGGUUGGACACCAUUUUGAUGUGCCUAACUAAAAAGACUGUGUGGGCUGUAACGUGUUUACCAAUGUCUAUGAACAAACCGAUUUGCCUGUUCAACAGGAUCCAUUCUCUGCGUAGUAUAGCCAUUAUUUUGACUUUAAAAGCCCCACAUGAAUUAUUCUUGGUCUGCAGGGCUCUACAGGACUGUACGCUAUUUAUACUCAGCCCAAUAACUAAGUGAAAACAUAGAGAUAAAUCAGACCUUUUAG
Molecule: messenger RNA, 6745 nt
Organism: Coregonus sp. 'balchen'
Lineage: Eukaryota; Metazoa; Chordata; Actinopteri; Salmoniformes; Salmonidae
Source: the annotation of a GenBank genome assembly